Molecule: messenger RNA, 505 nt
Organism: Juglans regia (Persian walnut)
Lineage: Eukaryota; Viridiplantae; Streptophyta; Magnoliopsida; Fagales; Juglandaceae
Product: LIMR family protein At5g01460-like
Exons: 5
Coding region: 15-311 (98 amino acids)
Source: RefSeq, a predicted model, not a curated record
UUACUAUCCACCCCAUGAAGUGGGGAGCCACUCUUAUGAACUCUUUUCUAUUUAACGUUGGUCUUAUUCUUCUUUGCUCCAUCAGUGUGAUACAGUUCUGCUCUACAGCAUUUGCAUACUAUGCUCAAGCAACUGCAGCACAGGAAAUAUUUGGCCACACGCUGCAAUCACUUCGUGGAAUUAGAUAUUUGUACAAGUACAACGUGUUUCAAAUUGCCUUUGUUUGUCUUGCGGGAUUGACCUUUGUGUAUUACGCUGCUUUUGGAUGGAGAAGAAGAAAACCCAGUGGCAGGUUUCAACUUUCCACUUAAGGUAUGUUAUGCUUAGAAGAGCAUGCACCCACCUGGUGGCGUCAGAUUUUCAGUUAAUUCUCUCUUUUGGGGCGAUUUCAUGUCGGAUGUGUAUAGCCAAUUUCUGCUCUACGUUGAAAGGUCUGAUUUGGAAGGUCAGAAAAGUAGGCAGAUAUCAUCCAAGUUGAAUUGGGUUGCUGCAGUGAGAGUGGCGU